Lepus europaeus (European hare) is the source of this 2135-nucleotide messenger RNA. It is a transcript of the gene CTXN3, whose product is annotated as cortexin 3. The record is from RefSeq and is a predicted model, not a curated record. The transcript has 3 exons. NCBI's taxonomy places the organism in Eukaryota, Metazoa, Chordata, Mammalia, Lagomorpha, Leporidae. Bases 1059 to 1304 code for a protein of 81 amino acids.
UAUUUUCCUCCCAGAAAAUACUUUUCUUUACUGUAAAAUUGUGUAAUGAGAUGCUAAUGAAAUAAAAUGUCCAUGGGAUGCGAGCCAAAGAUGGGUACAUAUUGACCUUAAGAGUUUGCGUGUAGGCUUAGAAUUCAGGGUACUGCCCUUCUUCAUCAAAAAGUGGACUAGGUAAGCAAGGGUUGGCCUUUCAGUAGGAAGGGAAAAUUCUAUCUCUGGCUGAGUUUUUUUGUAUUUUGGACCCCACCCAACAGCAUGAGGCCGAGGGAAAUUUCAACAGCCUAUUAACUUAGGGCUUUUUCAUCUCACAAGAUCUGUGACUAUUCAAGGAUCCUUGUGAGCGGAACUUCAUGUCUGUGAUCCUUUGGAACACAGAGAUCUGGCAUCCAAGGUCAGGAGACCACAGAUGGUUCUCUGCUUCCUCUUAUCAUCACUUCCUGGCACCUUCAUGUUGGAAUUCAGGUCCCUGGAUGGCAAGGGGAUGGAGAUUUGAUUUGACCUAGAUGUAGAGAGACUGAUGGCAGCACAGCAAGGAAUCCCUCAAGGAGCUGUGGUUAGUGAAGGGAAGGAGACGGACGCCACCUAGACUUGUGCUGUAAUCCACACUGCCCCAGAGGGCAGGGAAGGCCUUGGGGACAGAGCGCGAAGCCCUUGCCGCAGUCUUGGUGGAGGGGGACACUUGAGGCUGUAGAGCGGAGGGGGAUGUGGUGUGGACCCUGAGAGAGUGAGAGGGAGAAAUUCCACAGGUGGGAGAAGGGCAGGGAGGAGAGCAGGAGGAGGUGGAACACCGGCAGGUGUUCAAAUAACAGCUGGUGUGAGAUGGAGUGGAAGAACAAAUUGAGGACAUUGUCGUCAGGUGUCUGCCAACACGAGUCCAUCGCACACACGUGGACUUGGACGAGGGGAAGACACGGAUGUGCUGCCUGAUGGGGAAAACCAGUGAGGACUGCAACAGCGCGAUAACUUGGCCUCUGCAGGGCACAGCCACCAUGAUCUCAGCAGACUGAUGAUGGAAGAAAAGGAUACCAGGAACUGCCGCGCUCUGGCCUCCCUGGACAAUGGAUGGUGGGCAGCCCGUCCCUUCGCCCCUGGUGCCCCUGGGCAACGUGUCAUCCGAGUCUAGCAUGUCUCUGGAGCAGAAAACGACGUUUGUGUUUGUGAUUCUGCUGUUUAUUUUCUUGGGCAUCCUCAUCGUCAGGUGCUUCCGGAUUCUGCUGGACCCCUAUCGGAGCAUGCCAACCUCAACCUGGGCCGAUGGACUUGAAGGCCUGGAGAAAGGCCAGUUUGACCAUGCCCUGGCUUAGUGGGCGGGGGAAGCAGGGCCUCCUCCCUAGGAGGCAGAGAGCUGCAUGUGGUGACCAAGAUUCCCUUUAGCCAAUGUUCUUAAUAAGUCAAACUCGUAACAAUAUCUGGCUCUAGGCCCCACCCCAGCCCACUAUUCCAUAAUCAUGCAGUUGGGUUAAAAACAUUUGAGAAUGUCGGAAAUGCAGGUGUAUGCUACUAACCCCAAAUGGGAAAGUUCACCUUUCUGUGUUAACCUAAUGAAUGAGGAUGUGUGAUCUUGAAACCAAGAGCACGAGUGUUCGUAGACUUUGCCACAAAGUGGAGCAGGACCUGAUCCAACCAGAGAAGACUGGGAAGGAACUGAUCUGAACCUGGAGACAAGACCGAGAAGAGACCGCCUUGUUCUAAUCAUGUCUCCAUUUAGUUUAUUUCCUGGGCAUCUGGGUGCUGGACAGAGUGAGCAAGAAGAUGCUGAGGGGACCUCCAGCACGUUCCAAAGCAGCAACCACUGGGAAGCAAUAAGUGAUAAACUGAGAAGUGACAUUUCUGCUGAUGGUAGACAGUAUGAGUGUGGGUGAUGCUUACUUCUUAAAUGAAACUAAAUUCAAAGGCUGUCGAGGUUUAGAAACGAUGUACCAGGCCAAGUACACGCUCUGUAUAUGUAUUAACAACAUGUGUAGAGGUAACUAUAUAUAACCUGGAUUUCCUUUCUUUAUCUAAAUGAUUGAAAAAUAGAUUGUAAGUGUUGCUGCAAGUUUUUUUUUAAGUAAAUAUUGUUUAGAGGAUAAGGCUUUUACAGUCUUGAGAGAGAUGAAUGUUGAUGUCUGUGUAUAGUCACCAAAUAAAACUUU